Messenger RNA from Dryobates pubescens (Downy woodpecker), 2180 nucleotides. RefSeq names its product fascin actin-bundling protein 2, retinal (gene FSCN2). The transcript is spliced from 5 exons. NCBI's taxonomy places the organism in Eukaryota, Metazoa, Chordata, Aves, Piciformes, Picidae. Gene Ontology annotation, cellular component: cytoplasm; actin cytoskeleton. Gene Ontology annotation, biological process: cell migration; actin filament bundle assembly; establishment or maintenance of cell polarity. The record is from RefSeq and is a predicted model, not a curated record. Gene Ontology annotation, molecular function: protein-macromolecule adaptor activity; actin filament binding. The coding region runs from base 506 to 2026 and encodes 506 amino acids.
GGCGGCACUGCUGGAGGUGACCUGCUGCUGAAUCCAAGGGGCUGGUAACCUUAGCCUGCCGGGUACGGAUACGCCGGCCCGUUCCCGGAUCGGGUUCCCACCCAAGUUUUCCACCCGUGGCUCUGCAGCAGGACUAGCCAGAGCCGGGGGCUGCGGUGACGGACGGUGGUGUGGACACGCUACCUGUGGACCAGGCCGGGGGCUUCUCACGGUGCCCCCUCACCCAGGGUCUCGGUGAAAGCCCCACUCCAGGUAGCGGCCACGCCAGUGCCCGCCGCAAUCUGGCCGGAUUUUGUAAUCCUACCUGCGGCUAAUUAAACGAGCUGUGGCCCCCGGUGCCCCCCCGCCGUGCCCAUUUGUGCCAAGCCAUCUCAGCAGGACCAGUGCAGCAGCGGCAUCGGGGCAGCACAGAGAUCAGCCGACUGGUCCCGCUUGCAGCGCCAGGGUUCGGCAGGGCCGGGGAGCCCCUGCCGGCCCCCUGGGGGCCACCCCACGCCUGCAGAAGAUGCCAACGAAUGGGAUCAACCAGGUCCUGAAGAUCCAGUUCGGUCUGAUCAACUGCGAGAGCCGAUACCUGACGGCAGAGAGCUUUGGCUACAAGGUGAACGCCUCGGCGCCAAGCCUCAAACGGAAACAGAUCUGGACACUGGAGCAGGAUGAAGCCGACAGCUCGGUUGUCUUCCUCAAGAGCCACCUGGGCCGGUACCUGGGUGCUGACAAGGAUGGAAAGGUGCGGUGUGAGGCCGAGCAGCCGGGCCGGGAUGAACGUUUCAGCAUCAUCACCCAGUCGGACGGGCGCUGGGCGCUGCAGUCGGCCCUACACCGGCGUUUCUUUGGUGGCCGGGAGGAUCGCCUGUCCUGCUUCGCCCCCAGCGUGACGGAGGGUGAGCUCUGGACCGUGCACUUGGCCAUGCACCCCCAGGCCAACCUGCUGAGUGUCAGCCGCCGCCGCUACGCCCACCUCAGCGCCCACGAGGAUGAAAUCGCUACCGACAGCAACUUGCCAUGGGGGGUGGAUGCCCUCAUCACCCUCUGCUUCCAGGACAAGAAGUACAGCCUGCGCACUGCUGAUGAGCGCUACCUACGCUGCGAUGGCACACUGGUGCCUGAGCCUGGCGCUGGCACCGGCUACACCCUCGAGUUCAAGGCAGGAAAACUGGCUUUUAAGGAUUGUGAUGGAAAAUAUCUGGCACCCACAGGCCCCACUGGCACCCUCAAGUCCGGCCGCAGCUCCAAGCCGGGCAAAGAUGAACUCUUUGACCUGGAGGAGAGUCAUCCCCAGGUGGUUUUCACAGCGGCCAACGGCAGAUAUGUCUCUAUCCGGCAGGGCGUCAAUGUCUCGGCGAACCAGGAUGAGGAGCUGAACCAUGAAACCUUCCAGCUCCAGAUUGACCGUGACACCAACAAGUGCAGCCUCCACACCAACACUGGCAGCUACUGGACCCUCGUGGCCCAUGGGGGCAUCCAGGCUGUGGCCACCGAAGUCGGUGCCAACACCAUGUUUGACAUCGAGUGGCGCGGGCGGCGGGUGGCCCUGCGCGCCAGCAAUGGCCGUUACGUCUGCACCAAGAGGAACGGGCAGCUGGCGGCUGUCAGCGAUACUGUGGGUAAGUGCCAAGGGUGGGCAGUGGCUCCUGGUGUUGGUCCCCCAGGGGAGGAUGAGGAGUUCACUCUGAAGUUGAUCAACCGCCCGAUGCUGGUGCUGCGGGGCGAGCACGGAUUCGUCUGCUACCACCGCGGCUCCAACCUGCUCGACUCCAACCGCUCUGUCUAUGACGUCUUCCACAUCAGCUUCAGCGACGGCGCCUACCAGAUCCAAGGCCAGGGAGGGAAGUUCUGGUACGUGGCGAGCAGUGGGUCGGUAUGCAGCGAUGGGGACCUCUCCGAGGAUUUCUUCUUUGAGUUCCGGGCGCGGGGCCGCGUCGCCAUCAAAGCCAAGAAUGGGAGGUACCUGCGCGGGGACCCCGCCGGCACCCUGCGUGCUGACAGCGAGUCUGUGCUGCGGGCCACGCUCUGGGAGUACUGAUGCCCUCGCCAUGGUGUCCCCCAGCACACCCUGCUCUUGGGCUGGCUGUGGGCACCAGCUCAUUCCCUGGCAAAAGAUGGCAGUGGAGCCAGUGGUGGCACUUCUAUGGCAGCUGUGUCCCCAACUCAUGGCAUUAAAGUCAGUCUGGAUCACA